CCCGGCGCCCAGCGCGUGGUGGUCUUUGCCGUGCUGGCGCUCCUGGUCCUCAUCAACGUCGUACUGAUAUUCCUGCUGGCCUUCCGCUGACCGCCUGGGCAGGGCGCUGCGGGGAACCGCGCAGGGCUCAUCAGUGAUGGCAGUGUGGUCUGUGCUGAGGCACUCUGGGACCAUGUCACCAUGGAUGACCAGGAACUGGGCUUCAAAGCUGGGGAUGUCAUCGAAGUAAUGGAUGCCACCAACAGAGAGUGGUGGUGGGGUCGUGUUGCCGACGGCGAGGGCUGGUUUCCAGCUACCUUUGUGCGGCUGCGGGUGAACCAGGACGAGCCCGCCGACGAGGAGGCUUUGCGGGCCGGAGACGGAGAGGCCGAGGAUGGAGGGGCCGAGGCGCAGAGCAGCAAGGACCAGAUGCGGACCAACGUCAUCAACGAGAUCCUCAGUACCGAGCGGGACUACAUCAAGCACCUGCGCGACAUCUGCGAGGGCUACAUCAGGCAAUGUCGCAAGCGCGCGGACAUGUUCAGCGAAGAGCAGCUGCGCACCAUUUUCGGGAACAUUGAGGACAUCUACCGGUGCCAAAAGGCGUUUGUGAAGGCGCUGGAGCAGAGGUUCAACAGGGAGCGCCCCCACAUGAGCGAACUGGGCGCCUGCUUCCUGGAGCACCAAGCAGACUUCCAGAUCUACUCAGAGUACUGCAACAACCACCCCAAUGCCUGUGUGGAGCUGUCCCGGCUCACCAAGCUCAGCAAGUACGUGUACUUCUUUGAGGCCUGCCGGCUGCUGCAGAAGAUGAUAGACAUCUCACUGGACGGCUUCCUGCUGACACCAGUGCAGAAGAUCUGCAAGUACCCUCUGCAGCUGGCUGAGCUACUCAAAUACACACCCCCCCAGCACAGGGAUUUCAAGGACGUGGAAGCAGCCUUACAUGCCAUGAGGAAUGUGGCCCAGCUCAUCAACGAACGGAAACGAAGGCUUGAAAACAUUGACAAGAUUGCUCAGUGGCAGAGCUCCAUAGAGGACUGGGAGGGGGAAGAUCUCCUGGUCAGGAGCUCAGAACUCAUCUACUCGGGGGAGCUGACUCGUGUUACCCAGCCACAAGCUAAGAGCCAGCAGAGGAUGUUUUUUCUCUUUGACCACCAGCUCAUCUAUUGCAAGAAGGACCUUCUCCGCCGGGAUGUGCUGUACUAUAAGGGCCGAGUGGAUAUGGAUGGACUGGAGGUGGUGGAUCUGGAGGAUGGAAAAGACAGAGACCUCCACGUGAGUGUCAAGAAUGCUUUCCGGCUGCUCUGCGGCGCCACAGGAGAGAGUCACCUGCUGUGUGCCAGGAAGUCUGAGCAGAAACAGCGCUGGCUCAAGGCCUUCGCCGAGGAGAGGGAACAGGUGCGGCUGGACCAGGAGACAGGCUUCUCCAUCACCGAGCUGCAGAGAAAGCAAGCCAUGCUGAAUGCCAGCAAGCAGCAGGCCACUGGGAAGCCCAAAGGCACUUAUGAUCCCUGCUUCUGCUCAGCUCUCAGCCGGCCUUACUACCUGGCACGCCAGAAGCACCCAGUACUGCCCACCAGCCUGCCUCAGCAACAGGUCUUGGUAUUGGCAGAGCCCAAGCGGAAGCCGUCCACCUUCUGGCACAGCAUUAGCCGGCUGGCACCCUUCCGCAAGUGAGACAGCUCCCCAUCCGACAGCACUGUCUGGACCUGCCUCACCACUGGGCCUCCAGCUUUUUCUCCCUGAGGCCAACCGCAUGUGGCCUACUCUGCAGGUCACGCCCACUGGAAGUUACAGGCUGAGUGAGGGACUGCUCGGCACCCCAUUCAUGGAUUCUUCCCCACUACUGGUGCACUGAAGACACCAGCUGGAGGGGCAGGGGCCCAUAGCAGUCAGCCUCCUGCCACCCUCUGGACCUCUAUGGGGCCUCCUGGGAGCCACAGCUCAGCCACCAGCCAGGCCAAUGUGGUGAGAGGACUGGCCGCUCUAAAACCUCUUCUCUGGACAUCUGAUCAUCCCUUCUCCUGUUUCCGCUGGGCAGGAGACCAUCUGCCUUUUUAGGCCCCUGCAAAGUUGGGCUGCCCCUCUGCCCUCCAACUGUCUCUGAGCCCCCAGUCCCCAGCUGGUGGUGCCAAGCAACUUGCAUCCCUGGAGGGUGGCAGUCAGAAUUCUGUGCACAAAAAUGUCUGGCCCAGAGCCCACUCAUUUUCGCCUUCUAGCCCCUCUAGACACUCCUGGCUG
This is a messenger RNA of Neogale vison (American mink), 2223 nucleotides long. It is a transcript of the gene ARHGEF4, whose product is annotated as Rho guanine nucleotide exchange factor 4. The coding region runs from base 181 to 1659 and encodes 492 amino acids. The record is from RefSeq and is a predicted model, not a curated record. Gene Ontology annotation, molecular function: guanyl-nucleotide exchange factor activity; protein binding. Gene Ontology annotation, biological process: intracellular signal transduction. The transcript has 10 exons. Lineage: Eukaryota; Metazoa; Chordata; Mammalia; Carnivora; Mustelidae.